Saccostrea echinata is the source of this 1138-nucleotide messenger RNA. RefSeq names its product signal recognition particle receptor subunit beta-like. Gene Ontology annotation, molecular function: GTP binding. Gene Ontology annotation, cellular component: Golgi apparatus. The record is from RefSeq and is a predicted model, not a curated record. The coding region runs from base 51 to 821 and encodes 256 amino acids. The transcript has 7 exons. Gene Ontology annotation, biological process: Golgi to plasma membrane protein transport; protein localization to organelle; intracellular protein transport. Lineage: Eukaryota; Metazoa; Mollusca; Bivalvia; Ostreida; Ostreidae.
AUGUUGUCGAUGAUUCUCCGCUCUGACGCAACGCACGUUGUCUUCACGCGAUGGACCUAACGGGUUUUUUCAGCAAUACCGUCGAAGGAAUAAAAAAUGGGGAACCUUCAGCGAUUGGAAUCUUAGUGGCUGUACUUACAGUAAUCUUAUCCAUCUUGGUAUUUCUUCUGAGUGGCAAAGGCAACAAAAGACAGGGUGUACUGCUCUUGGGAAUGUGUGACACAGGAAAAACUCUCAUUUUUCAUAGGCUUGUUUACAAAAGUGACAAACCAAUACAUACUGUAACAUCAGUCUCCCCCAAUAGUGGAGAUUAUUCUGUUCCAGGAAAGAACAAGUCUCUCAAGAUCUAUGAUCUCCCCGGCCAUGAAAGAUUGAGGCUUCAGGUGUUGGAUCAGUUUAAAGGACUGGCCAGGGGUGUUGUGUAUGUGAUUGACAGUACUUCUGUACAGAAAGAUAUCAAAGAAGUGGCAGAAUUUUUGUACACAGUGCUGAGUGACCCUGUGGUUCUGGGUCAUGCUCCUCCCAUUCUGAUUGCAUGUAACAAGCAGGAUCAACAUCUAGUCAAAGGAGCUGGUUUUAUAGAGAAACAAUUGCAGAAAGAAAUGAACACUUUGAGAGUAACACGCUCAGCUGCUCUCCAGCAACUAGAGGGGACCACAGGAAACAACAACACCUACCUCGGCAAACGUAACAAGGAUUUCGAAUUCUCAGAUCUGAAACCAAUGAAAGUUCAGUUUGUGGAAUGUAGUGCAGUAGACACUUCUGACAAAGACUUGCCUGGACUCAUGGAGGUGGAGAAAUGGCUCUCAACACUAGUAUGAAGUCAUGAUUUGUAAAACUAGAUUUGAUAUUGUGAGUUACAUCAAGAUAACUGUAUGUGUCAUCAAAAACACAUUUGUAGAUUGUACGGAAACUGAAUUUGAUGUGUAAAUGCUGUAUGAUGUUUAUGUCUGAGAACAGUUGAAUACAAAGGUGAUAGAGGAAGUUCUUUUCUUUUUCAUGCUCAUUUCCAGUAUCUUUCUAAUUUUGGUUGUCUUAUUUUGUCAAUUUCAUUUUCCUGUCAUGCCAUUAAUGUACUGGUAAAUCUGUAGUAUUUUUUCCAUGUGAGAUUUAAAAUAAACAAGGAUGAAUGUUCUGA